Molecule: messenger RNA, 4757 nt
Organism: Sardina pilchardus (European sardine)
Lineage: Eukaryota; Metazoa; Chordata; Actinopteri; Clupeiformes; Clupeidae
Product: transcription factor E2F3-like
Exons: 7
Coding region: 259-1536 (425 amino acids)
Biological process (GO): regulation of transcription by RNA polymerase II
Cellular component (GO): RNA polymerase II transcription regulator complex
Molecular function (GO): DNA-binding transcription factor activity, RNA polymerase II-specific; RNA polymerase II cis-regulatory region sequence-specific DNA binding; protein dimerization activity
Source: RefSeq, a predicted model, not a curated record
UCGCGCGUAAACUGUAUCCUUCAUUCAUUGUUAGCUUCCUGGAGCCAUUUUCAGAUGAAGAGGUUGCGCUCCGCUUCAGCCGAACAAUCCAAACCAUCUGCUGAUAUGAAGAUAUUAUGUGCGGAGAAAUGUUAACAUAUCGGUAGUUAAGACGUUAGUCUAAUGUUGGCCGUGAGUAUUGGCAACAAAAUCGCGGCGGAUAAAUAGAUAUAAAGGUCUAAACCUGGGAAGGGACAAAAGGCAUUCGAGUCCACAAAGAUGAGAAGAGGGAUAACAUCAGCCACGGAGAAAGUAAUUAUUACAGGAGUUAGUGGCUCUACGCUCGAUAAAAACGUAGUUUUGACAGCAUUAUCCGAUCGGUUAACAUCAACUCUUCCCACUACCACGUAUAUACAUAUAAUAACCCCGCCGCCCAACAUUUCUCAAACCUCAAGUAUCUGCCUGUCUGAACCUGCAAAUGGCAAUUUGUACUCCACUCCUCACGGAGCUUCACUUGGAGCAGGACAGCGACCAACUUUAGGACGUCCACCGGCAAAGAGGCGCCUGGCGUUGGAUGAUACGGAUCAGCUCCCCUCCACUCAGCUGGGGUCGACUCCCAAGGGCAGAGAUGGCCCCGCUCUGGCCAACAUCAAACCUUGCAAAACUCCCAAGUCUCCGGCUGACAAGGAGAAGUCGCGGUACGACACGUCUCUGGGCCUCCUGACCAAGAAGUUCCUGCAGCUGCUGAGCCAGGCGCCGGACGGUGUGGUGGACUUGAACUGGGCCGCCGAGACGCUCAGCGUCCAGAAGAGGCGUCUCUACGACAUCACAAAUGUCCUGGAGGGCGUGCACCUGGUCAAGAAGAAGUCCAAAAACAACAUUCAAUGGAUGGGCUGCAACUUGUCGGAGGCGGGGGGCGUCGGGACCCAGCGGCAGGCGCUGAGCAGCGAGCUGGCCCGACUGCAUCAGGAGGAGCUGAGGCUGGACCAGCUCAUCACCAGCUGCACACAGGACGUCAAGCUCAUGACCGAGGCCCCCGCCAACCAGAAGCUGGCCUAUGUGACGUAUGAGGAUCUGCGGCACAUAAACGGUCUGCGAGAUCAGACGGUCAUCGUGGUGAAGGCGCCGGCGGACACCAAGCUCGAGGUGCCCGACCCAGAGCAGAAUUUACAGGUGCACUUGACCAGCACCAAGGGCCCCAUCGAUGUCUUCCUGUGCCCGGAGGAGAGCGAGACGGACAGCCCCAUCAAAGAUGGCGGCCAAAGUAGCGCUGCCACUACGUUCAUGAAAGUGUCUGAUGAUGGCGACCAAGGGUGCUCGUCUCCAGCAGUGGCAGUGACCAACCUGUCCCCCAUCGACUCGCCCUUCACAAGCCUCCUACUGCAGACGGACGACCAGAACCCGUCGGCGUCAGACCUCUCCUCCUUCCUCAGCCUUUCCCCCCCGCUGCUCCAGGAUGACUACCUGCUCGACCCCGACGAGAGCGUAGGCAUCAGUGACCUCUUCGACACCUGCAACCUGGACAAGCUGCCCCUGGACUACCUGCUGUGCAACUGACCCCACCCAGACCUGCAGUAGCCCCAGUCUGACAGCAGGGGGGCGCUUGAGUCGAUAGACUCUUGCCCCUCCCCCUGUCCAUCUGCCAAGUCAUCAUCACUGCUGACUGCCAGUGGUGUCUCCGUUCCCAAGACCUCUUGGAAUCAAAUAUGAUCAUUACCACCCGCUGCCAAUACUAGUCCGUACCAAUUAGCUCUGAAACAGGCAACCAGUGGGCACACCAUCAUGUUUAUAAGAAGACUUCAGGUCAGUGGGUGUCUCUGUUUAGCCUGUUGACGAGCCCCAUUCAGUUUCGGUUUAGCAGAGCCAGGAGCCUGUGCUUGUCUGAGGGAGAUAAAGGUCUGACAUUUUCUAAUAUUAUUAAUAUGGAAGUUAAUAUAAAUUGAAGACCACUUGAGACUGAUUGAGUCUCCCAUAGAAAGAUGGGAUAUUGGUGGUGGUUGAGUGUGCGUGUGAGUGUGUGGGUGAUCAACAAGUGAGCAGUCCUGUUUUUUCCGUGUCUCUUUAUGUACAGCUAUGUAUUUGCGCCUAUUUGAUUUAAGAAGAAUGCAAAAAUGAAGAGACCACUGUUCACACACAGGGGCAGCACAGCAAGUGCAUUUCAACUUUCUCUCGGCUCUUCGGCUCUUAGGAGGACGUGCUUGCAUGCUGAGCGGAAGCGGUCAAACACACUCACACAUGCUACGUGGCUAGCUUUUCCAGUGUGGAUGACCUGUGUUUAAGGUGAACACUCAGCUGGGUGCUUUUGUGGCGAUGGUGCCUUAACCCCCCCUGGAGUUCAGGACCAGCAGGACCCCCCCCCCCCCAAACGCACACACACAGAUUAAUAUGUUUACUUGUGUUGCUAGGUAGCGUUGCCAAGCUGCACCCAUGGGUGGGCCAGGGGUGCUCCCUCUCUCUCCAUCUCUCUCUCCCCCUCUCUCUCUCUCUCUCUCUCUCUCUCUCUGUCUCUGUGUAUGAGUAGGUGUGUGUGUGUGUGUGUGUGUGGGUGUGUGUGUGGGUGGGGUAUGUUCAAUUUGGCUCUUGUCUGAUGUUUUCUAUGUAAUACGGUUGUUUAAAGAAACAUUUAUUGUCUGAAAGCGAGAUGCUUUGUAAAGGUUUGAUACAAAUGAGACUUGUCUGAUUUUAAAAAAGCAAAGAAAAAAAAAAAAAAAGCAAUAUUGAAGUAUGUGAUGACACAUACUCAUGCCUUGUUCAUAUGUGUAUAUGUUGCAUCAAGAGGACAAGACAACAUGCUGCAAACCUUUUCCCUGAGGCAUGGAGUAAUCUCAUGUCAAACUCAGUGUUGACCAGCUCAGAACGGAUCAGUCAGGAUAUGUCUUAACCCUUCGAUGGAAAUGUGUUGUACCCUCUCAACUCUUCAUUACCCGCCUCCUUUCAAAAUGGCUGGACCUCAUUAUAAGGGCGGAGAAUGAUUUCCUGGAAUGAUUUUACAUAAAUGCACUUUAUACUGCUUAUGGUCCCAGCAGGGAACUGUACCUGUUUAACCACAUAGCCAUUAGAGGAAUGCAGGACUUCUUACCUUGCGGGCUAAUUUUUUGUCUUUUAUGAAGAAACAUUUGAAAGGGAUUCCCUCAAGACAGAGGGAAUAUCGAAAUAUUUGAACUUGCAUAAUGCUUGUCCAUUCUGUCAUCUUAGAAUUUAUUUAUGUACCAUAAAUAAGUAAUUUUCUAAUAUAUCUGUCAUUUGAAAUAUACAGCUUUGUCUAAAUGAAAGUAUGUAUGUGUGUAUGCAUAUGUGUGUAUGUGUGUUGAAGUUUGUUUCUUGAAAGCUUUGCUUAUAUGCUCAGUAAAUAAACUAAGCACCAAGUUCAAGUUAUUUUGGUCUGCAUGUGAUGUUAACUAGAUGGGGGGACCUCCACUUGUGUUUCUCUAUCCAAUGUUUAUCAUAUUCUAUCCUAGUGGAACUUGCUGCAGGAGUCUUAGAUUUUGACAUUGGCCCAACUGCACCUGACUGACAUCCAUUUUGACCUACACCAAAUCAUGGCCUUAUGGAAGCUUUAACUUUGGUAUGCCCUCAGUUUAUCCAAUGCAUUUGGUGAUAAUUAAAGUCACUUGUGUACUUUGUUUUUUCUCUUUGGGAGCAAGGAAGCAGAUUUGUAUACGUCUCGUUUGUAAAGCUGUACUGAUCAUGGAAAGGUCCACUCAGUGUAUGUUAUCACUUAGCAGUUUAGUUCACAGUAGCUGUAGGGAGACAGGCAGGUGGUUUCUGAUCAAAGGUGUUCUUACCGUCUGUCACCACCAUGGUACUUGUGCAUGCACGUUAGUGUGUAGAAAUAGUGCCUUCAAACUUCCUUCCUCCCACAGAGGAGCAGUGUGGCCCAAAGCAAACCAAUGCUACAGUACAUGUUUCUUUUGCCUCAAUCCUGCAACUGUGAUCGGGUUACCAGCUAUUGCAGUCAUUGUAGCUGAUGUCUAUUUCCUGUACUUCAAUCAACUAAACAGAAAAAAAAACAGACCAUAAUAUUGCUGCUAUUGCUUUCAGUUUUUAAUAACUACAAUGUUAAAAGUUUAGUUAUAGAAUGGCUGUGCAUAGGGCUGCAUGUUAACGGAAAAUCUAAAUCAAACCUAAACCAAAUCCUAUCCUUGGAAUGGCAUUCUGAGGGAAAUGCGGCUAUUUAAUACAACCACGAUUUCUGAUUCUGUCAUGGACGUAUAUUUUGAAUCCUAACCCUUCUAAGCUUCUGCUUGGAACUCGGAUGAAUGGAUUGAGGUGGAGGGUUCAGUGUUCUUUUUAGGGAAAGCCACAGAGGAAUCUACAUCACUCUUGAUGACAGCCAGAACGCAAUGUUAUACUCCAGCCCUAACUGUCCAUGUUCAGGCCAGUCUUAGUUCUCGCAUAUGCAUUAGUUAUGACUCAAUCUGUUAGGUUAUUUAUGCAUUGGGGAGGCUAAGAUGACCUUACUGACUGCUGCUGUACUGUAUGUAUGUAUGUAUGUAUGUAUGUAUGUAUGUAUGACCUUAACUUUGUUCUAUGUUCUAAUAUGGUGUUCUUCAGCAUGGUGAUGUAUUUAGCAGCUGGGGUUGAGAACAGAGUUGAUAAUGAGAGGAAUGUGGCAUAGUUAUUUGAAGACCAUGUCAGAGGAGUUUUGCAUUUUUGAUGUGAGUGCAUGUGGGGAAUUCACCCAUUAAUGCUCCCGUAUUUCAUGUUUUAUAGAAAUUUGAGUGUGUAUUUAAGAGUUAUGUAUUUUAUAUUCAAUGUAAUUUACCAUUAAAGGACAA